UUAACGUAUUUCACUUAAUUAACUGAGUUACUGAAAUAAACUUCAAUAAUAUUAAAAUUUACUGACUGGGUCUGAGAAUGGAAACAGGAUGUUCUUUUCUUAUGAAAGCAAAUUAUAUCUUGUUAGCAAGGGGAAAGUAGCUAACUUUAGGAUUUUAAAGUUAGCUACAAAAAAGAUGAAAAGAAAAACAAACUUGAAUGGAGACAGAAGUUUUAUCCAAAGUGAAAACAUGGAUUAAUUUUCAGCAUUACUGCCAUGUUAACAAGAUGUAAGAGGAGUGAGUGUAAAAAUACAUUCAUACUUCUACCCACUCCUUUGAACAUGCAGAUAUACUUUACUGUUCCUUUGUGUGUUUUUCUGUUGUUUUACAUUUGUUUUAGUUGUAAAUAACGUUUAUUCUUUUCUUACACUACCCUCAAUAAAGUCCGUUUUGUAGUGGGACAAUGGAGGAGAUCUGGCUGAUGUUUCAUGAAGCUUCAGACGGUGUUGGAGAGGCGUUGAGCUGCAGCUGCUCUCUGUAAAUGUUGCAUGAUGACCCAGACACUACAACUUAACAAAGGAUAACUUCUUUCUUUUGGAUCAAGCUGCAUGCUCCCCUUACCUAAAACACACUGAAAAUGUUUUGAGAAAAUUGGCAGAGAAGAAUUACAACAAAGUUUGUCAAAACUCUUGAUCAGUUGAUGAACAGUCCUAGUUUAAAGCGCCGUCUCUGCUUUCUCUCUCGUUCAUGUUGUUUUUAAUUUUUCCUUUUUCAUCUUUGUAAUGAAUAUAAGUGUUUGCUCUUGUACAGAUUAAUUCAGUUCUUUGUUGAUAAAUCAGGAAUUAAAUUAACCCCAUAUUUGGCAGCUGAGUUCAGUUUUCUCUAACCACACUCCAUGCGAUGGUCUGGGUCUGAUUUGUUGCUUCAGGACCUUCAUAAUUUGCUCUAAUUGAUGAAUAGAUGAAUUCUACCCAAAGCAGAAGAAAUCAGUAAAUACUUUAUGCAUUGCAUAAAUUCACAGCUACUAAACUGAAUCAGUAAAUUACAAUUUUAUUACUGGAAAACAAACACCUCCUCCUGCAGGAUAUGAGACAUGGAGUGUUCGUUUCUUUUAUGAUGUGCAGCUACGCCACGGAUAACGUAAGAUAAUAUUUUCCAUAAACUAGAGCACAAAGUUCAAGCCUUCAGUGGGAAAGUAGCCUGUGUCUGACUCGUCAAGGAAAAACUACAAUGCCGGUAGUGAAAUGUGUAGCGGUGGGAGACAGUGAAGCUGAAAAAACGGCCUUAUUGAUCGCCUACACAAGAGGCUGCAAUCCUUCAGAAUAUGUGCCAACAGUUUUUACCGACUAUGCAGUCACAGUAAUGAUUGAUGGACAGCCCUAUACUCUUGGCCUGUUUGACACAGCAGGUCAGAAUGACUAUGACAGACUGCGACCAUUAAGUUACCCGAAAACAGACGUGUUUCUUGUGUGCUUCUCCGUUGUUCACCCAACAUCUGUUGAAAGCGUCAAAACAAAGUGGGUUCCUGAGAUUUCUCACCACUGUCCUGGCACACCGUUCCUGUUAGUGGGCACACAGACACACCUGCGAGGCGACAGCCACACAGUCCAGGAGCUGGUGAAGACCAAACAUUGCCCCGUCUCCCCCCAGGAUGGAGAGAAGCUGGCCAGAGCGCUCAGAGCGGUCAAAUAUGUGGAGUGCUCCAUGAUCACACAGGAAAGCGUUAAGACGGUUUUUGACGAGGCCUUACUGGCAGCCCUGGAGGUCCCUAAAGUCAAAAAGAAGAGGUUGUGUGUUGCUAUCUGAAGCAAGGCCAGCAGUAUGAGAUGUAAUGCUGCACACAUUUGGUGGGACUUCUGAACUGGAGGAAGUUAUGAAAUCAAACUUCCCAACUGGGAUGUGAUAAAUGUGCACCUUAGCUGCUGUUUCUGUUUGCAGAAACGCCUGUGACGAACUUUAAUCCAAAUGUGCCUGAUUGACAUGUGACGUUGUAAACUUGAUCACAUCAGUGUUUUCUUUCUGGAGAAAAAAAAAAAACAGAAGACAGAAGAAGAAGGUUUCUAUUUGAUAUUUUUAUUACAGCCACUACUUUUGAAUAAAUUACUUCAUAUGAGUUAAUAUUUAUUCAGUUUGAAUGUAGGGUUAUGAGUGUGACAGUUUGGGUUUCAUCUGUUGGUUUUUGUUUUUUUUCACCCUUUGUCUCAUGUGUCACCGCCUUCUUUUAUUUUUAUGGUGGUUGGAAAACAACUUAAGGUGCAUUACUGCUGUCUCUGUGUCACCUCCUUCCUCUGUAAUUAUUUCCAGCUGUUCCUUAAUUACCCCGGUGUGUAUACAUGUUCUCACCUGUGUUAUUGUUCCCUGUUGGAUUGUUACAUCAACCUCUGCUCUGCCCUUUUGUGUCGCCAGCGGCUACUGCAAGUCUUUUAGGCAUUAUUAAAUUACUUUUCUUUAAUAAAGGAUAUUGUGAAUAAGUUAAA
Molecule: messenger RNA, 2457 nt
Organism: Poecilia latipinna (sailfin molly)
Lineage: Eukaryota; Metazoa; Chordata; Actinopteri; Cyprinodontiformes; Poeciliidae
Product: cell division control protein 42 homolog
Exons: 6
Coding region: 1211-1786 (191 amino acids)
Biological process (GO): small GTPase-mediated signal transduction
Molecular function (GO): GTP binding; GTPase activity
Source: RefSeq, a predicted model, not a curated record